This is a messenger RNA of Telopea speciosissima, 3150 nucleotides long. Its product is annotated as pentatricopeptide repeat-containing protein At4g21300. The coding region runs from base 92 to 2692 and encodes 866 amino acids. Lineage: Eukaryota; Viridiplantae; Streptophyta; Magnoliopsida; Proteales; Proteaceae. The record is from RefSeq and is a predicted model, not a curated record. Gene Ontology annotation, molecular function: protein binding; RNA binding. Gene Ontology annotation, biological process: RNA modification. The transcript has a single exon.
UUGGCUUGGCAGAUGGAAGGGCUGAGCUUCAGAUUUUAUAGCCUUCCAGAAAUAUUGAACUUGGGUGUCCAUAGUUUCUGUGUAUCAGUGUAUGUUCAACAUGACCCAGAAACACCUCUUCCCAAUAUAUAGACGUUUUUGGUGCUUCACUGCAUCUGGAUUCAAGUCAGUUCAUGUAAAGAGCAGAAGUAUCUUAACAUCGGCUCAUAGUUCCAUUGAUUUUGAUGGGUUCAUCCCAGAUUUUGAUGAGGUUUUAGCAGGCAGGUUGGUAUCGAUUUUGCAGUCUUGUUCAAAUGGUUCUGCUCUUAGACAAGGGCAGCAAGUGCAUGCCCAGAUCAUCGUGAAUGGAAUUAGCAAUGUGGGUCUGAUGGGAACAAGGAUUUUGGGUAUGUAUGUUCUUUGCAGCAGUUUUAUAGAUGCGAAUAACGUAUUUGUUCAGCUCCAGUGGCAGUAUACAUCAGCUUGGAAUUGGAUGAUUAGAGGAUUUACCAUGGUGGGUCUGUUCAAAUACGCUUUACUGAUUUACUUCAAGAUGUUAAGCUGUGGAAUUCCACCUGAUAAAUAUACUUUCCCCUAUGUAAUUAAGGCCUGUGGUAGUUUAGCUGCACUAAAAUUGGGUAGACUGAUUCACGAGACCAUUCGUUUAAUGGGUUAUGAGAUGGACGUCUUUGUGGGUAGUUCUUUAAUCAAGUUAUAUGCCGAGAAUGGUUCUAUAGAAAAUGCACGGCAUUUGUUUGAUAGAAUGCCUGAAAAGGAUUGUGUUUUGUGGAAUGUGAUGCUUAAUGGGUAUGUAAAAAUUGGAGAAUAUGGAAAGGCUCUUGAGGUGUUUUGUAAAAUGAGAAGCAAUGAAACAAAACCCAACUCAGUAACAUUCGCUUGUGUUUUGUCGAUCUGUGCCUCAGAGGCAAUGAUUGAAUAUGGUACUCAAUUACAUGGGCUUGCCACUAGAUAUGGAUUAGAUUUAGAUUCACCUCUGGCUAACACAUUGGUGGCGAUGUAUUCGAAAUGCCAGUGUUUAUCUGAUGCUCGUAAGUUGUUUGAUUUGAUGCCUCGUACUGAUCUGGUAACUUGGAACGGAAUGAUUUCUGGCUAUGUCCAAAAUGGGUAUAUGACUGAAGCUCGGGAUCUGUUCCGUGGUAUGCUAUCCUCUGGCAUCAAACCAGACUCGAUCACUUUUUCAAGUUUUCUUCCUUCAGUUUCUGACUCAGCCAGUCUGAAACAAGGUAAGGAGAUUCAGGGUUAUAUCAUAAGAAAUGGUGUGUUUCUAGAUGUAUUUUUGAAGAGUGCACUUAUCGAUAUAUACUUCAAAUGCAGGGAUGUAGAGAUGGCACGGAAGAUUUUUGGGCAUACAGACAAUGUAGAUGUUGUUAUCUUCACAGCUAUGAUUUCAGGUUAUGUUCUUAAUGGGAUGAGUGAUGAUGCUUUAGAGAUUUUCCGAUGGUUGCUAGGGGCACAAAUGCAACCCAAUUCAGUGACAUUGGCAAGCAUUUUACCAGCUUGUGCUGGUUUGGCUACUUUGAAGUUGGGGAAGGAGUUGCAUGGCUACAUUCUUAGGAAUGGUCAGGAGGGAAAAUGUUUUGUGGGAAGUGCACUUACUGAUAUGUAUGCUAAAUGUGGGAGAUUAGAUAUUGCUUAUCAAGUUUUUCAUUCAAUCUCUGGAAAAGAUUCUAUUUCAUGGAACUCAAUGAUAACAAGCUGUUCUCAGAAUGGCAAACCAGAAGAAGCCAUUAGUCUUUUUCGCCAAAUGGGCUUGGAAGGAGCUAAGUAUGACUGCGUCACAAUAUCUGCUGCUCUUUCAGCUUGUGCUAAUUUGCCAGCACUCCAUUAUGGCAAAGCGAUCCAUGGUUUCAUGGUUAAAGGUUCAUUGGGAUUUGAUCUCUUUGCUGAGAGUGCCCUGAUCGACAUGUAUUCGAAAUGCGGGGACCUGAUUAUUGCCCGCCGUGUAUUUGACUCCAUGCAAGUGAAGAAUGAAGUCUCGUGGAAUAGCAUAAUUGCUGCUUAUGGGACCCAUGGCCAUUUCAAGGACUCACUUGAUUUGUUCCAUAAAAUGUUGGAUGAAGGAAUUCAGGCAGACCAUAUCACUUUUCUUGCCAUAAUGUCUGCUUGUGGCCAUGCUGGCCAGGUUGAUGAAGGCUUCCGCUACUUCCACUAUAUGAGUGAGAGGUAUGGAAUCAUGGCUCGGAUGGAACAUUAUGCAUGCAUGGUUGAUAUGUUUGGGCGUGCUGGCCGUUUAGAAGAAGCAUUUAGCAUCAUAAACAACAUGCCUUUCAAUCCAGAUGCGGGUAUUUGGGGAGCUUUGCUUGGAUCUUGUCGGGUCCAUGGGAAUGUUGAACUAGCUGAAGUGGCUUCAAAACAUCUUUUUGAGUUGGACCCACAAAAUUCUGGAUAUUAUGUAUUAUUAUCAAAUGUCCAUGCUGAUGCUGGUCAAUGGGAGAGUGUUCUUAAAGUUCGAAGCUUGAUGAAGGAAAGGGGGGUGCAAAAGUUACCAGGUUGCAGCUGGAUUGAAGUCAACAGUGUCACACAUAUGUUUGUGGCUGCAGACAGCAGUCAUCCACAGGCAACUGAGAUUUAUCUACUGUUGAAGAUGCUCCUUCUAGAGCUGAGAAGAGAGGGUUAUGUUCCGCAACCUUACCUUCCGCAGCACCCACAAACAUUUGGUUCAUGUGAUCAGGUUAGAUGUGCCUCGCUUUGAAGUCUGAAUGUCUAUUUUUACUCCAUCAGAUUGUCUCGAAGGCCAUAAGGACUUUAGACCAUUUUCGAAGUAAUUGUGAUUUACUGGUAAGAUAUAGCACAUGGGCCAACAUCCUGCUCAGAAACUGAGGCCUUACUCCAUCUAUAAAUUGGUAUGUAUAUGCCCACAAAUCAAGGCUCUUGAAUUGAUAGUUCAUAAUGAUGGAGUCAUAAUAUCCCAACUGUCCAAGAGCCUCCCCAAUGGGAAGAUCUUAAUCUUCGAUCUGAUAUCUGUAAAUUAAUAUACUGUUGUCUCAUUUUUAUGUAACAGUCAGAUACAGGAUCUGAAUAUUCAUUUCUCUUGACCCUUAACCAUCUGUGUAACAUUUGUAAUAUGUUGUUUUUUUCAAUUUUUAUGUAACAGAAGAGUAAAUCAUAACAAAUUCAUGUGUCAAAGAGAUUCAUGUAUUAUUUGGCAGC